AUGGCCUACUCGUCGCGACCAACAUCCAUGCUUCCUGGCGGGAGUCGUCAGCCCCAGCCAUCAUCAGCUCUAUCCACUCGCAUUGCUGCCAAAAAAGCCGAGCUUGAGAAUCUCCGCCAAUUGCGCGAUUUGAGCGGCACCCUCGCUAUGCAAAUGCAAGCUCUUGAGAGUAAGAUAGCCACGUUGAAGGACGGAACCGAAGCCGUUGCAUGCGUUCUUGCCAAUUGGGACAAUGUCCUCCGAGCUAUCAGUCUCGCAUCCAAGAAAGCUGGUGGGCUGCAUGACCCGGGUCAAGCCGAAGAUCCUCCGAGCUUGCCAGCCACCUUGGUUCGCAUCCCUGACCAAAGCUGA
Molecule: messenger RNA, 351 nt
Organism: Penicillium malachiteum
Lineage: Eukaryota; Fungi; Ascomycota; Eurotiomycetes; Eurotiales; Aspergillaceae
Product: DASH complex subunit DAD2
Exons: 3
Coding region: 1-351 (116 amino acids)
Biological process (GO): mitotic cell cycle; attachment of spindle microtubules to kinetochore
Cellular component (GO): mitotic spindle pole body; mitotic spindle midzone; mitotic spindle
Source: RefSeq, a predicted model, not a curated record